GACUUUAUUUUGGAGCAUUACAGUGAAGAUGGAACUCAGUAUGAAAAAGAAAUCCAGGAGUUAUGUGACCUCAGACAGGACAUGCGGACUCCCCAGAGAAACGAGUCGGGAGUUGAGUUGUUAAUUGAGUACUUUAAUCAGUUACACUUCAUUGAGCGGAGAUUUUUCCCACCUGACCGAGUUCUUGGUGCUCACUUCCACUGGUAUGACUCUCUAACAGGUGUACCCAACACACAAAAGACAAUGGGCUUUGAGAAAGGCAGUGUUUUAUUCAAUAUUGGUGCUUUAUACACACAGAUAGGCUGUAAACAGGAUAGGACAACUCAUGCAGGAGUACAGGAUGCUAUCAGUAAUUUUCAGAAAGCUGCAGGGACCUUCCGUUAUUUACACAAUCACUUCACUAAUGCUCCUAGUAUGGACAUGCAGCCCCAUACACUGACAAUGCUUAUACAGCUCAUGAUGAGUCAGGCCCAGGAGUGCGUGUUUGAGUGUAAGGUGCUGGGUGGCAAUAAUGAUGGACUCCUAGGAAAUGUCAGAUGUGCUCAAGAAGCUGUUGUGGUGUCCCAGAUGUACGAUGACACAAAGUUACUGAUGACCGCUGAACCGGUCAAGGACUACAUUCCGUACUCAUGGGUCUCCAUGGCGAUGGUGAAAUCCCAGUAUUACAUGGCCAUGGCUCAUACUCACAUGGCAAUGGCUAUCAUAGACUGCUCUGAAGAAAAUGACAGUCAAUCUUUAACGGAAUUCAUGGAGGCUUUACAGAACACAAAGGAAGUUGACACAGAGAACAACAGACUGAGCAUGCCUCAGACCGAAGAGGAGAGAAUUACACUGGGGAAAGCUCACCUAAAAGGUGCACUCAACUGCCAUGAAGAGGCUCUGAGAUUACAUGACCUUUGUAAACAACUGAGAAAAAUUGAUACCUUUCAGGACAUUUUAAAGAAGGCUCAUGACAGGUGCUUGGAGGAGUUUUCAUCUUUAGAGGAGGAGGAUGAUUUCACAGAAGUUCUGAUGUUUCCUAAAAUUAACCCCAAAACAUCUCAAAAUGUCUCCCCCGUCUCUCCAGAGUUCAGAAAUAUCAGUGUAGUAGACAUCUUCAAGAGACUGGGCCCUAUAACAAUAUUCAAUGCCAAAAAUGAAUGGUCUGCACCAAGAACAGUAACUCUGGAUCGUAAUCCAGAUCAGGGAUUUGGAUUCAGUGUCCGUGGAGACGCUCCGGUUCGUGUGGCAGAAAUAGAACCUGGCAGUGUUGCUGAGGUGGGCAAACUGAAAGUUGGAGACUUAGUGGUAGCUGUAGGGGACACAGACACAAAGUGGGCAAAACAUGAAGAAGUAGUGAAUCUUGUCAGACAGUGUGGCAACCAUUUAGUUCUCAGACUAGUCACCCCCAACACCCCCCAGGAUCCGGACGCUAGUCACUCAGGCUCCUCCCCGGGGACCCCCCGCGCCCCCCUACGAAUGCAGAGCCCCAGGGAGAGCCUAUCAACUCAGAGCAAUAAAUCAAAUCGUAGUCGGCUUAGUGCACCCUGGAUAUUCAUGAGGAAAGGUUCAAAAGAAAAGCAGGAUAAACCAGAAAAGAGCAAAGAAAUGGAGGAUGGCGAGGCUUUCCUUCACUGAUUAGCAUCUGUUAUGUUUGAUACGACUGGUUAGUGAAAUCAUCUGUUGUUUGAUGUGAUUGGUUAGUGUAAUACUGUGAUGUCAUGUCCUUGUCAGAGGCUCCGCCCAUUGACCUGACAGCAGCUAACACAUCUAUGAACACACUAUGUAAAGGGAAUGAUGGGGAAAAAUGAGAUCACCCCAUACCCCUCACGCAGACAAGAAAUAAUAUAAAAAUUGUGUGAAUUUUUAUGAAACAGAUUUUUGUUUUUUUAACAAAGAUGCAUUUUAAAUUGUAUUUGUCACCUGUAUGAUUCAGGGUUUAUGUGUCAUAGUUUAUCUGUCAUUUUAUUCAGUGUUAAGAUGCCCUGUAGCAGAGAGCAGUAUAUUUAUCCAUAUACAGUAUACAUGUAACUUUUUGUCUUAAUAACUGCAUCAUAACUCAGUAGAUAUCAUUUUACUGAUCAGCAAUAAGUGAAUACCUUCACAUAUCAGUUCUAUGUCCAGUUCUGUCCAAGCUAUAUAGGUUCUUCCUUCCAAGUGCUCAAUUUGGCGGCAUAAUUUGCUGUCUCCUUUUAUUAUAUACCAGUGCUAAUGGAAAUUGCCAAACUUCCAUGAAGAAUCAAAAGUUUCUUGCCUCAGGUUAGGUAUAUUUUACAUCAGUAUUCUUUUUCUCCUAUUAUUUUUCAAGAAAAAGAUCGAUUUUUGGCAGAUAUUCAUGUAUUUUUAUGGCUUUUGAAUUUAGGCAUUGAUAUAUUUUAACACAAAACAGUUGUAUACAUUAUAUUUUUACAUAUGACAUUCAUGUAGCAUUAUUAUUGUCACAUGUUGCUUUUAAAAGUCUUCUUUAUUUAGUAGAAUUGUUUUAGUGAAAUGGAAAAUUACAAACUUAAAAUGAAAGCAUUACACAUGAAAUAACAAUCAUACAUGUACAAACAUGUUCACAGUUUUAUACUUACAUUUCUAAAUCCAUGCAAUGAUGUAUGUUUCUCUUAGCAUGUAGAAAAUCUCCAUGUAAUUAAACCAUGUAUGCAUAAUGUAACCUAAAAUCAAUAUAUUGUAUAAGCAAAGGAUUUUAUUGGUGUGCUCAGUAUAUAUUCAUGAUUGAAAUCCACUACCCAAUGUAUAGAUAGAUAAUCUUGUUAAAAUUAAUAUAUAUUAAUAAUGGAAAUAUUCAAGUAUUAUAUUUUUACAUUAAGUAUCUAGUUAGUCAUAAUUUCCAUAUCAAUCAUGUGUAAUCUUUGUCAAUGAUUUUAUGCAGUUCAGUUAUAUGGGAUAGGAUAAUCAAAAAUGUUCAUAGCCAAUUAAUGUGUGCGAGGGAAAUAAAUGUACUUCGAGUUAUAAUCCAGAUAAAAAAAAUCCUGAUUAUUUAUUAUGUUCUUAUUGAUUAUGCACUGUCCAUACAACUUAUAUUGAUUUUUUUUCUUUCGAAAAAUGACACAUUAAACUUGUCUUUUGGCUUAAAUGUUUAUAAACUAGAAUAGAAAACACAGAGAGCUUGAACUAGAUCAUUCAAUACUGUCUGUUUAAAUGCAUAUUCAAUCACUCACACUGGACAGUUUUGUAGAUUGAUGGAUACCGAGGAAGCAAUUUUUCAUUUGCAAAUAGACACAUUUUAUACAUAUUCAAACUUUUAUAUUCAUUGUCAAUAAAUCACACUGCAUUUUACAUGGUGGAGGUGUUUUGAAAUACUGCUUUAAAGCACUUAUAAUAAUUAUUGUUUAUUAAUGAAUUGAAACACCUCUACACAAGUUUAGUGUGCCAAAAUAACCAUAUUGUGAUGUAGAUAUAGAUAAGGUCUGAAGUAUUAAGACUGUAUUGUGAUACCCAUCUUACAUACAUGUAUAUUUGUAUAUUGUUAAAGUGUCCAUAUAUAUAUUAUAUAUAUAUUAUAUACGUAUGUUUAGAGUUUCUAUAUAUAUACAUGUACAUAAAUUAUAUAAGCUAUUUGUUACUUACAAGUGUAAGUUGGUUAUAGGAUAGGAGUUGUAUUCUUGGCUCAUCAUGUGUUUUAAACCAUUUUUGUUGCAAAUUUUGCAGUAGAUAAAAGUUACUGUCUCUGCUAUUUGAUGCUUCACAUAUAUCAAAAGGAAGCAAUUUUUAUGUAAAGAUUUUCUAAGAUUAAGAGCAAAUGCAAUCAACUUGUAUGUCUGUAUUGUUUUAAUGAUGGUGUUAAAUUUAUACAUUUACAUGCAUGUAUGUAGUAACAUGUGAAUUGUAUACCCAUACACUGUAUGUUAUGUGUGUAUAAUUGUCUAUUAAUGAGUGAGAGCUUUUAUCAAUACUCAAUGUACAAGAGAAAGAAAAUUCAGAAAAUAUUUUGACAAGCAAUAAAAUGUUAUAUAUCAA
Saccostrea cuccullata (small rock oyster) is the source of this 3945-nucleotide messenger RNA. RefSeq names its product rhophilin-1-like. The record is from RefSeq and is a predicted model, not a curated record. The annotation marks the transcript as partial. Gene Ontology annotation, biological process: negative regulation of stress fiber assembly. Gene Ontology annotation, molecular function: protein binding. Lineage: Eukaryota; Metazoa; Mollusca; Bivalvia; Ostreida; Ostreidae. The transcript is spliced from 11 exons.